AUAAAAUACUUUAUGGCAUUCACAAUAAGAUAUGUAAAAACAGCUUUUAAUCACAACAUCAAAGUAGUUCAUAGAGCUCCACUUGUUUUAAGCUGCAGAAAUUAUGUGUUAAAAUAUGUUGACCCAACAAAAUAUGCAUUAAAUGAAAUAAAAAUCAUAGAAGAUGAAGAUCCUCGUGCAGUCAAGAUCAUAGAAAAACAUGGGAAAGCUUGGCACUUAUUAGAUAAUGGGAGAACUGCAUCUUUAGCUCACACGGUGAGUGGUGACUUUGACAUUGUAAAAGGACUUUCCCGAUCGUUUGCGGUGCACUUUCCUGAGACUGCCAAACUUGCAAAGAAAGAGCAUCCACUAGGAAGUGUUGCUGUGUUACAAAAUAAAGAACAUUUUGUGUAUUACUUGAUUAUUCGUGAGAGUUGGUGGGAUCGUGGUGCUUACAGACCUAUGAGGGAAUCCUUAACUGCUAUGAGAGAUCAUGCGCUUAAAAACAGCGUUGAAAAUAUAGCCAUGGGACGACUGGGUAGUCUGGAAGGUGGUUUGGAUUUCAGGGAAAUCUUAAAAGAUUUGAAAAAUAUAUUCUACGACACAGGAGUUUCACUGACUAUUUAUCCUCGAAGAACGUAAUACACAUUUGUAUACAUAUUUUUGUAAAUAUAUUCUAUGUUAUUUCGUAGUAA
Hydractinia symbiolongicarpus is the source of this 674-nucleotide messenger RNA. Its product is annotated as ADP-ribose glycohydrolase OARD1-like. Lineage: Eukaryota; Metazoa; Cnidaria; Hydrozoa; Anthoathecata; Hydractiniidae. The transcript has 5 exons. The coding region runs from base 13 to 621 and encodes 202 amino acids. Gene Ontology annotation, biological process: peptidyl-glutamate ADP-deribosylation. The record is from RefSeq and is a predicted model, not a curated record.